AUGAACAAAAAUGGAACAGCUAAAAUGAAUGAUAAUCAAAUAAGAGCCGAAGGUAGAAGGUUAUUUAAACGCUUCUAUAACAUUCCUGAUGGUGUUAAUCCUAAAACUCGUAGAAGUUAUUUAAAUGAAGCCAUAGAUGCAUAUGAAGGAUUUGACAUUUCAUCAGAAAGUGAGAGGUUAGCAAGAAUGUUAAACGUUAAUAUUGAUUUUUAUUAUUGUGACCCUCAACCAGAAGACGUAGACAUUAACAAGGUAGACUUUCCAUUAGUGGAAUCAAUAAUGAUAGAUCCAGAAUUUGAAACAGUAAAUAUUUUAUUAACACAGAGUCCAUGUGGAAAACUUCACGCUGACAGAAUUACAGACGUUGAAGCACUCACAGGAUAUAAAGUUUGCCCCUUUUGCAAAGAAGAAGUAUAUUCUAUCCGUGAUGAUCCAGAAAGGAAAAACCAAAGAAGAUUUUUAAAACAUUGUGAGAAAUGUAAAGAAAAUAAUGGAAGAUUAAUUCAAGACGUUCAAUUGCAAAACACACAACAACCAUAUGCACCACAUAUCACGAAACAGAAGAUAUAUCAGUGGCUAUUAGCACAUAAUUUGCAGGAAUAUUAUAAACCAACAAGAUAUUAUAUUACUUUUGACUUCGAAACAUUAGAGACUAAAGAAGAACUUCAACUUUCUGAAUGUGCAACUUUGAACGCUUACUUAAAACCAUUUAUGGUAUCAUCAACUGUCAAAAUAAAGCCGCAAAGCGGCGAGGUCGUAGACCGUGAUAAAACAUUUACGAGGAAUUUUUGCUUAACAUCAAGUGA
Molecule: messenger RNA, 806 nt
Organism: Trichomonas vaginalis G3
Lineage: Eukaryota; Parabasalia; Trichomonadida; Trichomonadidae
Exons: 1
Source: RefSeq, a predicted model, not a curated record